GUGGCUGGUGUGUUCGCGUGGGACGUGUAUGACUGACAAUUAGCAUCCGAUCGGGACCGUCCAUCGCGUGAACGGGCGGCUCUCGGCCCGUAACCGAUGCAACGCCCGAUCCGACGAGCAGUGGAUAACGCUUCCGGCACUCCGUCGUCUUCCUCCCACCCCGAAAAACCCACACAGAGAUCCGGCCACGCGCCACCGCGAUGCUCGCCACCACGCGCCUCCCUCCUCCGCCCGCCGCCGCCGCCGCCGCCGCCGCCACCCCAACCCCUCCCGCGCGCGGCGGCGGAGGCGGAGGCGUGGAGUUCCGCCGCAAGCUCUACUUCCUCUCUUCGGAGCUCCACCUCGACCCGUUCCCUCUCCUCGCCCUCCACCCGCCGCUCCGCGCCGCGCCGCUGCCGCAGCUCCGCGCCUCCCUCGCCCUCCUCCUCUCGCACGGCCUCUCCGCGGGCGACGCCGCCCGCGUCUUCUCGGCGUUCCCGUCGCUGCUCACCUCCCCUCCCGGCGAGCACCUCCGGUUCCUCUCCGCCGACGCGCCGCUGCCGCCCCCGCUCCUCCGCGCCGCGGUCGUCCGGUCCCCGCGCCUCCUCGCCGCGUCCGUCCCGGGGACGCUCCGCCCGGCGCUCCGCUUCCUCCGCCGCCGCGUGGCGCUCCGCAGGAGGCCCCUCCCGCUCGCCGCCGCGCUGCUCCUCGCCUUCUCCGUCGACCGAACCCUCCUCCCCAAGCUCCUCUUCCUCCGCGACGCCACGGGGAUGCCCGACCCUGCCGUCUGCGCCAUCCUCAGGCGCGCCCCGGCCAUCCUCUCCUACGGGAUCCAGACCAACCUCACGCCCAAGCUCCGGUUCCUCGCCGACCGCAUGGGGAGGGACCCCGCCGUCGAGCUCGCCGAGUUCCCGCACUACUUCGCCUUCAGCUUGGAGGGGAGAAUCAGGCCGAGGCAUGAGGCAUUGAAGGAGAGGAGAGUUCAGAUGUCGCUCAAGGACAUGUUGACAAUUAGCGAUGAUGAGUUCAGAGAGCGGCUGGUUGACGCGGCUCUCUCGGCUCCUAGGUAGAGGAUUUGCAGUUGGAAGCAUGAUAUGCAUGGACAGAGAGGGCUGGGUACAGGAAUAGCAGUGCUGGAGUUUGUGUUUGAUGAAGAAGAUUACUUUCCGGUGGGAAUGGGAUGAAUGGCGUCACCAACAAUUCGAAGAAUAAAAUUGAGCAUAAGGCCUAAAUUCAAGGAAGAGGAUGUGCGCUAAGUUGGAAGCAUGAUAUGCAUGGACAGAAAGGUAGCUGCACUAGUAUGGAUACAUGAAUGGCAGUGCUUAUGUUCGUGCGUGAUGAAGCUUAUUUUUCCGGUGUUAUGAAUGGCAUCAGCUACAAUGCGAAGAAUAAAAUGGCUUUCUGUUGUUACUUUGGGUUCAGCAUAAGGCCUUGCAUUAGGCAGAGAUAUAUGAAGUUCACAAGGAGAGGGGCAUUGAGAUUAGUAAACAACCUCAAUGAAUGUUCAUUGGGUAUUGCAUAAGCAUCAUUCCAGGAAGCAAAAAAAUGAGUGAUAAGAAAAAGGAUCCUGCUGCUAAGCUCAUGAUUGGUUUACAGGUCAUCUCAUAGCCUUUGUAAAAAAAAUCGCUGGGGCAUGAGCUGUUUGAGGAGAGGCAAUUUUGGGAUUGAUUGAUGGUGAAGCUGCGGGUCUCCGUAAGGUUAGCUGCAUGGUAGCUGGCCACAAUAGUUAUAUUGACAGCACGUUGGAUUGCUUUUUUAGAUGCAGAUGCUUCAUGGAGUGCCAUGAAUUUUAUCAUUGGCUCAGUGAAUGCACUAAUUGACUUUGCUACUGUUUUGAGAUCAUGAAGGAUUUUAUGCGAUCAUGUGAAAGACUUGUUUUCUUAUUCACCUUUUGGACAGUUGGAAAAAUCUGAAUGAGGAAGAUCUGAUUAUGUUUGUUAAACAGUCAGCUCUUUUCAGAUCAGAUUAGCCACCCUUUGCAAGUCAAGAACCAAUAAUGAUACCAAUGCUUUGUUCUGGGGUUAUGAAUUUUUCUUCGUUGGGGGUAAUUUUGUGUGUGUUUAGCUUGUUUAUAACUUGUUAAGAGGACUAUGAUGCUCGAGAUAACCAGUUCCGUGGGGACAUUUGCCCUUGGGACUGUUUAUGAGGUUUGUAUUCAGCCUCUUCUCUUCCGGAUCAAGCCACGUAAGUGUGCUACUAGCAGUUGAUACACCUGACUGGAUCCCAGAAUUUUUCCAGCUAGCACAAAAGAGUUUGAUCUAGCAUUUAGAACAAGCUGUGAUGAAGAUUAUGAUUUGUACCUGUAUAUAUUCAUCCAUAUUUACAACAGUAUGGGACAGUGCCUACUCUUAUAUGUUACAUGUUAAAGCCUCCUAGAAAAGAAGUUAAGAAUCCAUCAUCAAUGGUGGCAGUCAGCAGCAUCAUAAAGUUCUGGCUAGCAAGAUUCCACUCCUUUUAUGCCCCUUGUGACAUCAGUGAGUGUCCUGGUAGCCAAAAGAUAAACAAGAUGCUCAAGGCAUGGGGAUUCUUUUCACAUCAGUUAGUUGCAGCACGUUGCUUGAUUUGUCCUUAGGAGUUUCUCCCACAUGCAUAGCAUGUGCCUUGGUUCUUGGUAGUGAGCAACGAUGCACCCAUCAUUGCAGCCAUCACUGUUAAUUCUUUCAUCUGUUUUGUAUUGGACAGGUAGAGAUUUGUGAAUUUGAUUGCACAGAACUGAUUGUUGUGCAGACAUUACCUCUGGGCUUAUGUACCAUUUGCUCUCAGGAUUUCUGUGAGGACCUGAGUCAGAAUUGAUACGACCAUAAAGUAGGCCGUGACUGACAUUCAGUUGUUUUACUGAGGAGUGUAUCUCGUCCACACGGACAAAAGCAUCAUCGUCUGUUUUCAUCAGAUAUUUCGCUGAUACAGCACCAGUCUGUUCAGGGGAAAACCACUGCUAAGUGCUAAGCAAAGACAAACAAGAAAUGGAAGGGAAUGAAUUAGAGGUAGAACAUGAAACUUUACCCCGUAGAUGCAUAUUGCCAGUGUCUUCCAUGUUAUCAGACUGUAGUAAUCAACAAAGGGCAGCACUUGAAUGUCGCCAUAUGUGCGUGCUUCAUUCCAGAGUUCCUUGUUUACAAUGAGGCCAACGAAAAAACGGACCACUACUGCUCCUUCGCGCACCGCAUCAUAUUGCAUCCAUGUCCGUCGGAUCGCCAUCCUUCGUUUGAAGUUGUUUGCUGUUGAAAAGAUACCAAUCAAAAGGUCCACAUCUUUUCCCUCUGGAAUAGGUGACGACUUCAACAUUGCAAGAUCGAAGCUGUUCUCCAGGUCUUCUGAUGUGGGCAGGCCACUUGCAAUUGCACUUACUAGCUUGAAAUCACCAGAUACUCCUACUUCAGUAACGAACCAUGCUUCCAAGCCCUACAAACAGAAGCAUCUAUAUGGUAAGGAGUCAAAUAAUUGAGUUGAGUAAAUGUCGGACUUAUCAUGGUCCAGAUAGAAGGUUACCGCUUUAUAUGGAAAUGAGGUAACAUGUUUUCCAUCAACUGUCAUGUGAAUCCCUUCUAGCCCUAUCCGAAGAGUUGAGAUAGCAAGGUGUCCCUGCUUAAAUGGAAAAUAUGUGCUUGGGUGUUCAUCUUUCUUGGCAUUCAGGUGCUGUUUUGAGUUUAUAGCUCUCUUCUCUUCUCUACCCACCAUGGAAUUACAUCGCUCCAAAUCAUCCACUGUGAUAUAUGUUAGAUGACUAGUGUAACGGGGCAAAGAAGAAACAAUAAAGACGCAAUUUGGAAGUACCUUGAGUUGCAUUAUUACAGUUACUGCAGGGACAUCUAUCCUCAUAACCCCAGCCAUUACUUGCAGUGAAGGCAUUCUGCACUAUGACUGGACCUCCAGUAAGUUCAUCACUUGUUAGACGAACAUCAUAGUGCAGUACGAUGGGUUUCCCAGAUCCCCCUGGCAAUUCUGUCCCAACAAGAUCAAUCCUGAAGUUACCGGAGAGGCUACCUGGAGUGCCUAUAAUAGUUACUGAAGAACCUACAAUCAGCCCACAAGGUAUAUCGAUGGUAAAAUCUCCAGUGUCUGGCUUGGAGGCAUUCAUUCUGUGGAUAGAAUAUGGACACUGCCUCUCUUUCUUAAUCUGUUUAGAGGUUGAAUUGUGAACUGAUAUCGUCAGGUUUUCCCAUGCAGUUCUUGCAUUGUCUAUAGCCUCAUUUGCGUGAGGAAGGCCAUCGGAGAUGUUGGUCAACUGCUUCAUGUGAUUCCAUGUAUUUAACCACUGAAAUCCUUCAAGAGAGGAAUUUCCGGAAUCCGAGCUGUUUGAAGCUGAAGCAUCUGCUGGUAUCACUUCUACUGGUGUAUUAUCUGGAUUUUGAGCCACUGAAUUUCCCAAUGAGUCGCUCAACCAACCAAGGAGAUUAGAAUGUAUGACUUGGUAUCGAGAUGGCCCUGACACUGGGCUAUUCACUAUCAGAUGAUGCACAAUCAGCAGAGGGAAGAGGACGAUUAGAACCGUAAUUCCGAGUCGCUUUGUCACCCACAUCUGCAGUGCCGUUUCCAUCAGUUAUCGUGGCAAUCACCUGAGUUCAAUGAAAAUGCAGCCCCUGAGUCUUCAAUCCAAGCUUCUGGUCAAGGUCCAGCAUUUCACCUGCCAAUGCAAUUGAUGUUACUGCUUCUUAGGAGUACUACAAUUUGUGCAUUUCCAAUCAGACAUAUUUUGAUGGACUUUCAGUCAAAGUUCAGGGAGGUAUGUGGACUUUUUUCCUUUUGAUAAAUAUGCUAAAGUUGAUGACAUGUCAUCACAUGUUAAGACCAGCAGCAACAAAGGAAAUGAUCAUUCAAGAAACUGAGAUCUCACAAGAAGAGCACAUAGACUGGGAGCAGUUUUGGUUGACUGGAAAGGGUAGCUGCUACCGCUCUUUCUGUGCACGAAAAUGACUGUCAAAUCCGACGGCCUUGUGCCCAAUUUUCGUAUCUGUACUACAACCACUACCUGGAGUACAACCAGGUGAUACGAAAAUGCAGCCGGAAUUGGCAAGCAUACCAUGCACCGUAGCGGACCAGGCACCCUCAGCCGAAGUCAAGUCCUGCACAUGCCUCACGCAGUCUUUGAACGUUGUGGCAUUCUGGCUUGCUUAGCAAAUUUUCAACCAAGAAAUGGAUACUCGUAACAAAAUUGGAAGAGAAAACCAUGAAUGUUCGCUUAUAUUCUAUUGAAUUUCUGGAAGUAGAGAAAUCGAAGAAUUUUCUAACA
Messenger RNA from Oryza sativa Japonica Group (Japanese rice), 5209 nucleotides. RefSeq names its product transcription termination factor MTEF1, chloroplastic. Gene Ontology annotation, molecular function: double-stranded DNA binding. Gene Ontology annotation, biological process: regulation of DNA-templated transcription. Lineage: Eukaryota; Viridiplantae; Streptophyta; Magnoliopsida; Poales; Poaceae. The record is from RefSeq and is a predicted model, not a curated record.